Molecule: messenger RNA, 1126 nt
Organism: Alnus glutinosa
Lineage: Eukaryota; Viridiplantae; Streptophyta; Magnoliopsida; Fagales; Betulaceae
Exons: 3
Coding region: 38-1075 (345 amino acids)
Molecular function (GO): folic acid binding; transferase activity
Source: RefSeq, a predicted model, not a curated record
CAUAUUUAUUAAUUACCUCAAAUGAGGGGCUUUUUAUAUGAAUCUCACCAUCUCUCUCUCUCUUUUACUUCUUUCUCGUGAAACAGAGGCUGAGCAAAGCAGAGUGGGGAAAAAGGAAGGAAUGGAUCUCAACCCAAAUAGCAAGGACAAGAAGAAGAGCAUAGACCAAUCCUUGCUACUCUGCUGCAAGCUGUUUAUCUCUGAAGCACGUGACCAUGCAACCCUUGAUGCCAUCGAACGGGCUGGGAGGGUUGACCCAGAAACUGUUGUCGUCAACAAAUUUGUGGAUCGAUCUUACAACAGGACUAGGUACACCCUCGUAUCCUACGUUGUCCACGACAUCACCGGCAGUGCCGUUUACAGCCCGUUGCGGCAAACUGUCCUCGCCAUGGCCGAUGCUGCCUUUGGAGCCAUUAACCUUGAGUCGCAUUCUGGGGCUCACCCCCGGCUUGGCGUCGUCGACGACAUUCUUUUCCAUCCAUUGGCUCGGGCAUCAUUGGAUGAAGCUGCUUGGCUUGCCAAGGCUGUGGCAGCCGAUAUUGGCAAUAGAUUCCAAGUGCCAGUAUAUCUGUAUGCUGCUGCACACCCAACUGGCAAGGCUCUAGACACCAUCAGGAGAGAGCUUGGAUUCUACCGGCCCAAUUUCAUGGGCAACCAAUGGGUAGGGUGGCCCAUGCCUGAAAUGCUUCCGGAGAAGCCCGAUGAAGGCCCAAACACUGUUUCUCGAGCAAGAGGAAUCUCGAUGAUCGGGGCUCGUCCAUGGGUUGCAUUGUACAACAUACCCAUCUUGUCAAGAGAUGUCUCGGCUGCUCGAAGGAUCGCUCGCAUGGUGAGUGCCCGAGGCGGCGGGCUUCCGACAGUGCAAACACUGGGCUUGGUUCAUGGUGAGGACUCAACAGAGAUAGCUUGCAUGCUGUUGGAGCCAAAUCAAAUUGGUGCAGACCGGGUCCAGAACCAGGUUGAGAUGCUAGCAGCCGAAGAAGGGUUGGAUGUGGAGAAGGGAUAUUUUACUGACUCUUCACCAGAGAUGAUUAUUGAAAAUUACAUGAAAUUGAUCUCUGCUGAAAGAGACUAAUCAAAGCCUAUUGAACAACCAGUCAAGAUCUAUAAAGUUUCUAUUUGCCAA